Molecule: messenger RNA, 3387 nt
Organism: Camellia sinensis
Lineage: Eukaryota; Viridiplantae; Streptophyta; Magnoliopsida; Ericales; Theaceae
Source: RefSeq, a predicted model, not a curated record
AUGGCACAGAAUAUAGCACAGAACGUAGAGGAAUUUGCUGUCAUGAUGGCAGCUUUCCAGAUAACCAUGGAUACUGUAAACCAAAGGAUCGCUGCACAGGAUGAAAUUAUCACUGAUCUACAACCCUUGGUCAAGAUUGCUAGAUUGGAGAAAUCAUUGAAAAAAUCCCAGGGCUUCAACUCCAUUUUGGAUAUCGAAGACAGGUACAUUGAGGCUUUGGUCAAAUUACUAGAGAAAUUUAAGAUGCCCCACAUCGACAAAUUCGAUGGAAGUGGGGAUUCGAUUGUGCACGUCCGCUUGUUUUCAAAUUACGCUGAUGACACUAUUAUCUUUUGUGAGGCUGACUGGACUGAGAUUGUGGCUGUCAAACGCAUUUUGAGAUACUUUAAAGUGGUCUCGGGAUUGAUGAUAAACUUCCAUAAAAGUAUGAUUUGUGGUGUGGGAGUUGAAAAUGGGUUGGUGGAAGAAUUUGUAUCCCAUCUGAAUUGUAUGAGUCAUAAGCUUGCACUAAAGUAUCUUGGGUUGCCACUUGGAGCCAACCCAGAUUUUCUCGAGAAAAUGGAGAUUACCCAUAUUCGUUCUUGGUUUUUCGGCCUGUUCACUCUCUCAAUGCUCUCACUCUUCGUCAUAGGUCAUGGUCAGUCCACUUCAAUCGACGCUUUUAUAAGGCCGGAUCUGAAAAAGAGUCUUAACCCAUCGGGUUCACUCGGUUGGACAGAUCAGGACCACUGCAAAUGGAAAUAUGUGGCAUGUUCCAAUGACAAUCGGGUCACCCAGAUCCAAAUCAGGCAUCUAAACCUCACAGGGUUUCUCCCUCCGAGCCUUGCUAACCUCACCGCCUUACAAACACUCGAUCUCAUGUCCAACAAUCUUGGCGGUAGGCUCCCAAAUCUGGCGGGGUUGAGCUCGCUCCAAAAUCUCUUGCUCAGUUUCAACCAUUUUUCUUCCAUUCCCUCUGAUUUCUUCCUCGGCAUGACGUCCUUGGAAGCUGUUUGCCUCGACUACAUUCCCUUCUCAGCACAGCCUAUACCAGACAGUAUCCAAAGCGCAUCGAGCCUCAAGAUUUUCUCAGCCACUCUCUCCAACUUCACUGGGAAAAUUCUGGAUUAUUUUGGUGUUGCAAAGCUAACUACUCUUUACUUGGGAUACAACAACCUUGAGGGCGGCCUGCCGGUGACCUUUCCGGGUUCUUCAAUCGAACAAUUGUGGUUGAGUGGGCAGAAGAGUAUUUAUAAGCUCAAUGGUUCAAUUGUGGUGAUACAGAGCAUGACCAAGUUGACCAAACUGUGGUUGAAUUCUAAUAACUUUUCAGGUCAAUUUCCAGACUUUUCAAGGUUUACUUGGCUGACGAACUUCGCUAUGUUGGACAACAACAUUAUAGGUCAGGUACCAACAUCUUUAGUGAAUCUUCCAAGGCUUACGGCUGUGAGAUUAAUGAACAACCUAUUACAAGGGCCAACCCCAAAGUUUAAUUCUUCUGUUACGGUAGAUACAGAAAAUGGGUCCAACAGUUUUUGUCUCUUAGAUCCUGGAGUUGCCUGUGAUCCCCGGGUGAAUACAUUGCUUUUAAUUGCGGAGUCUGUUGGUUACCCAACGGUGUUCGCAAAGAAAUGGAAAGGGAAUGAUCCUUGCAACAACUGGCUUGGGAUCAGUUGUGUGAAUCAAAACAUUACUUUUGUCAAUUUUCUAAAUUUGGGUCUUGCAGGUACAAUUUCUCCAAACUUUUCAUCGGUCCUUUCGUUGGAGGUACUAAUUCUUGCUAAUAAUUUGACAGGUACUAUCCCAAACGAGCUUACAACUUUGCCUAACCUUAUUGAACUAGAUGUCUCGAACAAUCGACUUUUUGGAAAAAUUCCAUCAUUUAAGAGUAAUGUGGUUGUACACACUGAUGGCAAUCCUGAUUUAGGUAAGGAUGGUGUUGCUCAACCACCAACGAUAUAUGUACCACCUUCAAAGACUUCUACAAGAAGUGGCAAUAGAUUCUUGAUUGAAGUGAUUGUGGGUCUCGUAAUUGGGGGUUUUGUAGUUUUAUUGGUUGGGAUUUUGAUAUAUUGCCUAUAUUGUUGUAAACGAAAGCAUUCUAGUGAUUUUCAUGUUAUUGAAGUUGGACGUUUGGCAAUUUCUAUUCAUGUUUUAAAGAGUGCGACUAACAAUUUUAGCAAACAGAGCAUAUUAGGAACUGGUGGAUUCGGAACUGUUUACAAAGGGGAGUUGCAUGAUGGGACUAAGAUUGUUGUUAAAAGAAUGGAGUCUGGACUGGUCAAUGAGAGGGUUUGGGAUCAAUUCAAGUCUGAGAUUGUUGUGCUUAGUAAGGUUCGACAUAGGCAUUUAGUUUGUCUUUUAGGAUAUUGUUUGGAUGGUAAUGAGACGCUACUUGUUUAUGAAUACAUGCCUCAAGGGACUAUUAGCAGGCAUUUGUUUAGAUGGAAUGAAGAAGGGUUGAAAGCCCUUGAAUGGUGGGAAAGAUUGACUGUUGCUCUGGAUGUGGCCAAAGGCGUUGAGUAUCUGCAUGGUUUAGGUUUUAUUCAUAGGGAUCUCAAACCAUCCAACAUUCUCCUAGGAGCUGAUAUGCAUGCUAAAGUUGCCGAUUUUGGAUUUGUUCGUCUUGCACCAGAUGAAAAUUCUUCAGUUCUAACUAAACUAGCUGGAACUUUUGGGUAUCUCACACCAGAAUAUGCAGUGACAGGACGAGUGACAGUUAAGAUUGAUUAUGAAGCAGAGAAUCUCCUUGAAGACUACGAAGACUUCAAGAACAAUGACUCAGCAUAUAGAGAAGAUGCUGACAUGGAUGGGAUGGACGAGGUGGAGAAAGCACUAAAGGCCUACAAUUGCAUUGUUAAGGCUUACUACCCUGCCCAAUUCGCAAGGAAAUUUAGGCUUACUCUGGGGAUCCCAAUCCCUCUCUGCAACCUCUCAAACUUUGACCUCGACACCAGAAACUUAAAGGUUUCAAGGCUCAGGCUAAAUGAAACAAUAAUCAAGGUUUCAAAGGAUACCACUAGCUUUGAAUUUGUACUUUUCAUUGGUCAUAGUGGGGUCAUGAAAAGGUUUCAAGAUUGGUGGUCAGCCAACAUGGAGAUGCAUCUUGGCACUCCCACAUUGGUCUUACUGAAAGAGUUGGAUAUGCCAGCCCAAGGUGGGAAAGCCAAAACCAUAGAGGCUGGCAUCACCAUUGUUUCCACUCCUGCUGUUUCAGCCCCUACACUUAGAAUAACUAGGGCUGCCACUAAGAAAGAAACAACUAGCCUGUCACUUACAUCUUCAAUGCCAGCUUCUUCCUUUCUGGAAGGAAUUGAGAGGCCUCACUUGGGCUCUAGAAGAUUAAAGGCUGAAAAAGGAAGAGGAAAAGAAGAUAUCAGUUCUCCAAUGAGUGUAAAGCCCCUAUAA